AUGCGGAAGCUCAGUGCUGCGACAAUACUGGUGAGCCUUUGCGCGCAUCUCACACCAGUGGCCGCUACACGUAUUCCAGCAGUGGCUCCCCACGUCAACGAUCCGCAACGACCCCUCCUCGAGACAGCCAGGACGGCAACGUUCAAGAAUAGCAGUGAGGCUUUGCAAGAUGUGCUCGAUGCCCUAGAAGCUAUGCAGGAAACUUACUUUGAUAAAUUCGCGGGUACUUGGGGUGAUGCUAUAGACUGGACAGCUGCAGUUGCAGGCACCCAUGUCUCCGCUACGCUGACCGGCAUUGUGGAUGGACUUGAUCUGUCUUUUGGAGGCGUGUGUUCAGACCUUCUACAGUGGGAAAAUGUUGUCAAUCAAUACUAUACACAAACAGCCUUUUUCUACUUUGGCGAAAAUGUCUUCGCCCUGCGAAACCAAGCCUUUGACGAUAUGCUCUGGGUAGUCCUUGGUUGGUUAGAGAGUACCAAGUUUGCUGAUAUGUAUGCCAGAAGGCAUGAGAACGGCCAGGAAUUCGAGACUAGUCCUUGGCAUGGCUUGCAGUUGAGUCCAAUGGCGGCUCAUCGAGCGCGAGUCUUCUACGAGCUGGCCUCUGUAGGAUGGGACGAAUCUCUUUGUAAUGGAGGAAUGACUUGGAAUCCUUCGCUCAACCCAUACAAGAAUGCCAUCACUAACGAGCUCUUCGCUGCGGCUAGCAUAUCCAUGUAUCUUUACUUCCCUGGAGACAACAAUUCAGCCCCGUUCAUCAGCAGCACGCAGGAACAGUAUCACAAAGUGCACAAUCCUGCACACCUAGAGAAUGCCGUCAAGUCAUAUAAGUGGCUGAAAGAGUCGGGUAUGCGUAAUCAAGCUGGACUUUACCAGGAUGGAUUCCACGUCACAGGAUGGCAUCGUUUCCCCAAUGGUACGAUCAAUCCAGGGACGGGCCACUGUGACGAUUUAGACAGGAUGGUAUACACCUAUAACCAAGGUGUUAUGCUCACGGCGAGUCGUGGCUUAUGGCUCGCAACUGGAGCACGCUCCUAUCUAGAUGAUGGGCAUGAGCUGAUCACCAACGUUAUUCGAGCCACAGGCUGGCCGAACACGGAUAAUAUCUGGCGAGGUCUAGGUCGUGGUGGUACUCUAGAAGAGUUUUGCGACCAUGGCCUCUACUGCAGCCAGGACGGCCAAACUUUCAAGGGAAUUUUCUUCCUUCAUCUUACUGAGUUUUGCCGACCUUUACGUGCGUCAGAAAAAGAUAUGGCUUUCCGCCUUGUUGUAGGUGGAUUAGACGAUCAGAUUUAUCAUUAUCACCUCGAAAGAUGCGCCGCUUAUUCGAAGUGGAUCUAUCAUAACGCUGAUGCUGCUCUAGCCACUAAGAAUCAAGCCGGAUUAUUUGGUAUGUGGUGGAAUGUCCCAUAUCAGACUGCGCAUAUCGCUGAAUGGGAAAGCCUUGCUGGAAACCAAUCGCUGCCGGCGGGUGUUUUUGACCAUCGGAACCCAGCUUUAAUAUCAUCUUCAUUGAUCAGUAGUGGCGAUCCGAAUGAUCGAGGUCGUGGACGUACUGUCGAAACUCAGAGUGGUGCUCUGGCAGUUCUUCGUGCGAAAUGGCAGUGGCAGGCUGUGUACAGUUAA
This is a messenger RNA of Lithohypha guttulata, 1623 nucleotides long. RefSeq lists its product as uncharacterized. Gene Ontology annotation, biological process: carbohydrate metabolic process. The coding region runs from base 1 to 1623 and encodes 540 amino acids. The transcript has a single exon. The record is from RefSeq and is a predicted model, not a curated record. NCBI's taxonomy places the organism in Eukaryota, Fungi, Ascomycota, Eurotiomycetes, Chaetothyriales, Trichomeriaceae.